AGUAGCCGUAGCUGGUGGAUGGGGACAGUUCUCUGUCGUUGCAGGAGGGAAGAUUUGGGCGAGGUCUUUUGCUUCUUAAAAUCGAUGGCGUCUCGCGUCAGUCUUGCUUUGCAGGUAAUCCUCUCGUCUGAGGUUUAGGGUUAGGGUUAAGCUUUUCUUCACGUUAUUUCCUCGAGAUCGCUACCCGUUAAGUUUUAUAAGUGUUUGACGACUGAGAUCGAUGGUGCUCGGUUGUUUCAUGGCUGGCACAGCUCUUCUUUCUUCUUAGCUUUUGUUUCUCGUAGCCGUGAAGAAAGAAGCGAGAUCCAUUGCUGUUAAGGAGGAUUUUAGGGAGAAGUUGCCAACUGACGUCGAACCCGUCGAGCGUUUCCAGCGACGACUUUUAUCUGGGCUUAUUAUUAUGUUCUGCACAAAUGGCUGGAAGUAAAGCCAGCUAGUUUGAUAGUGAUGAAGGCCAUGUAAAAGGGAUCACGGGUCGGGUGUUUUUGUCUCAGUGCGAGUGGUGAUAGUGAGUUCUCUGCGUAAUUUUAAUUAGGGUUUCUUUUUGCGUCCGACUUAUUAAGGUUUUAGGGAGUUGUAACUGCGCAGGUGGCCCGGAUCUGGCUUUUUCUUCUGUCGUUUUCUGUUAGACAUAUUUACGAAAAUAGUGAUACCCUAUGAUUUUUUAUAAUUUCUGCUGCUUUUGAUGCUUCACUGGAUACAAAACUCAGAGGCUACGUUGGAUAAGACGCAUCGGCAGCUUUGAUAGUCCUUUUUAAAAGGUCUGAAGCAGGAUCGGCAUCGGAGAAGAUAAAGGAAGAAAGAGUUUCGAUAAAGCCAGCGAAGAAUAGUCUUUUGAGGACCCAGGAAGGGUCUUUCAGUUGUCACUGAGAAAUUAUUGAUUUAAUAUCAUUUCCAGGUGGAGAUAAAGGAAGCUAGAAGAGGAAAAAAAAAGGAGAACAGAGCGCGAUUUCAUUUUUUCCUCUGUUAUAGGCCAAAAGCGUCUUUUCUCUCCCACCAUUAUUGCUCAGUGAGAUAGAAACAGUUGCUCUCGUAUGUGCAAAUUUGGCAAUGGUGGAUUUGGGGAGUUAUUGAUGGAAAAAGCUUGUCUUUCGUCCGUUGUUGAUUAAGUGUUGAGAUUCUUCUUUUGAGCUCUUAAAAUCUGAACUUUGAUAAUAGAGGAUUGUGGGAAUGAGCUCUGGAUUUCAGAAUAAGCGAGGGAAGGGUGAUAGGGGUUUGAAUUUGACGGAGAAGGUUGUGGUAGCCGUUAAGGCUUCCAAGGAAAUAUCAAAGAAUGCUCUGGUAUGGGCAUUAACUCAUGUUGUUCAGCCUGGGGACUGCUUAACGCUUCUGGUUGUGAUGCCGCUGCAGAGUUCAGGCAGGAAACUGUGGAGUUUUCCUAGAUUUGCUGGGGACUGCGCAAGUGGUCACAGGAGGUCUCAUACUGGAACUACCUUAGAGCAGAAAUCUGAUAUUUCAUAUCUAUGCUCCCAAAUGAUGCUUCAACUCCAUGAUGUUUACGACCCAAAUAAGAUUAAUGUCAAAGUAAAAGUUGUAUCUGGAUCUCCUUCUGGUGUUGUAGCUGCUGAAUCCAAGAGAGCUAAUGCCAGUUGGGUGGUUUUGGACAAGCAACUUAAACAAGAGGAGAAGCACUGCAUAGAGGAUCUUCAAUCUAACAUAGUCGUCAUGAAACGUUCCCAACCAAAAGUUCUUCGAUUAAAUCUUGUAAGAUCGUCUGAGGCCGAGCCCUCUGAGCUGUGUACUCCACCUCUUGAGUUUGAUGUAUCGGCCACAGAAGUUAAGAAGGAUUUAAAGAGCCUUCAAGCCUGCAUUCAAGGUCCUACUGUUACUCCCUCAAGCAGCCCUGAAAUAGAGACCUCAUUUACAGCUACGGAAGCUGGAACUUCCUCAAUAUCAAGCUCAGAUCCUGGAACUUCACCAUUUUUUAUCUCUGAAACAAAUAACUUUCUUAAGAAACCAGAAAUGGUGGAAGUAAAGCAAAAUCAAAACUUGGAUGUAACAAGCUCUGAUUCUGAUGGUGAAACUUUGAGUCCGAGUCCUUCGACAUCCCUCGAGUUACAGCCAUGGAUGGCCCGGAUUCUCUCUGGCAGGCAAUCAUCUUCUAAGCAUGUUGAAGCAAUCUCUCACCGACUUAAUGAUUCCCGUAUAUCUAAAGCCAAAAGUUUGCUCGAAAAAUAUUCUACGCCUGAUCGAAAAGCUCGAAUAAGCACAAUGAACUUUCGUUCGGAGUGGAACUUUAGUGGCGACGUGCGAGAAACUAUGCCGGGAGGUCGAAAUUCAACGCUGGUGUCACCUCCGUUAUGCUCGAUAUGUCAGCACAAGGCACCGGUUUUCGGAAAACCUCCGAGGUGGUUCACUUACUCUGAGCUCGAACUCGCAACCGGUGGUUUUUCACAGGCAAACUUCUUGGCGGAGGGCGGGUUUGGAUCGGUUCAUAGAGGGCUCCUCCCUGACGGGCAGGCCAUUGCUGUGAAGCAACAUAAAUUAGCGAGUUCGCAGGGUGAUCAUGAGUUUGGCGCCGAGGUUGAAGUUCUAAGCUGUGCGCAGCACCGGAAUGUUAUUAUGUUGAUUGGGUUCUGCAUCGAGGAUCGAAGAAGAUUGUUGGUUUAUGAAUAUAUUUGCAAUGGGUCGUUGGACUUCCAUCUUUAUGGUCGUAAUCGAGAACCACUUGAAUGGCCCGCCCGACAAAAGAUUGCUGUCGGCGCAGCACGAGGAUUGAGAUACCUUCAUGAAGAGUGUAGGGUUGGUUGCAUAGUUCACAGAGACAUGAGACCAAACAACAUCCUCAUCACCCAUGAUUUUGAACCACUGGUUGGUGAUUUUGGUCUAGCUAGAUGGCAACCAAAUGGAGAUCUUGGUGUAGAAACCAGAGUAAUUGGCACAUUUGGAUAUCUUGCGCCAGAGUAUGCUCAAAGUGGCCAAAUUACAGAGAAAGCAGAUGUAUAUUCUUUUGGUGUGGUAUUAUUAGAGCUUAUAACAGGACGCAAAGCUAUGGACAUUAACAGGCCGAAGGGCGAGCAAUGCCUCACUGAAUGGGCUCGUCCACUGCUAGAGGAAUAUGCAAUUGAUGAGCUGAUAGAUCCACGCUUGGUUAAUCGCUACUUAGAACAUGAAGUGGUUUGCAUGUUGCAUGCAGCUUCACUAUGUAUUCAGCGAGAUCCUCAGGCAAGGCCUAAAAUGUCUCAGGUUCUGCGCAUUUUGGAAGGAGAUUUGGUGAUGGAGCCCAACUUUGCCGCCACCUUCCCCGGCGGCGAAGUUGGCAGCAGGAGUGGAAGAUUGUGGUCGGAGCAGCACGGCGGCGGCGGCAGCGAAAAGCAACAUACUCGUUCAAACAGUUUCGGUGGUGAACAAUCUUAUGAUCAGCUCAGAACCGAUUGGGGAGAGAAAGCUACUACUUUUCUUAGGAGGUGAUAAAUCAUUCCAGAUCCUUUUUUUUUUUCCUUUAAAUCAUCGUUUGUAUGUAUUUGUAUAGUGUUUAUCAGAGUACCUUCUUAUAUUUCUGCAAAUUAUUCACAUUUAUAUCUGGAAAGCUUAGGAACUGUUUGGGAUCA
Molecule: messenger RNA, 3551 nt
Organism: Phalaenopsis equestris
Lineage: Eukaryota; Viridiplantae; Streptophyta; Magnoliopsida; Asparagales; Orchidaceae
Product: inactive protein kinase SELMODRAFT_444075-like
Exons: 9
Coding region: 1171-3411 (746 amino acids)
Biological process (GO): protein phosphorylation
Molecular function (GO): ATP binding; protein kinase activity
Source: RefSeq, a predicted model, not a curated record